Molecule: messenger RNA, 527 nt
Organism: Malus domestica (apple)
Lineage: Eukaryota; Viridiplantae; Streptophyta; Magnoliopsida; Rosales; Rosaceae
Source: RefSeq, a predicted model, not a curated record
UUAUCUGCAAUCUUGAAAUGUCGUGCCUUUUUUAGGAAAUACGUCCCUGGACACACAUGAUGGAGGUACCCCAGCUCCAUGGGUUUGGGCCGGCUGCCAAUCGAUUGUUGGAGGCAUACAAGAUGCUUUUGAAGUUCCUGGGGAACUUGAGGAAUCUUAGAGACUCAUACGCAGCUCUUGCUGUUGGAUCAUCUGACUCAGUUGCUGGCGAGCCCUCAUCUGUCACAAGAAUAAUCUCAGAGUGUGAAUCUGCUUUGACAUUCCUAAAUCGUGACCUCGGGAUUCUCUCGGCUUCCAUUGCUCGCGAGCAAGGUGAGGAGGUGAGUUUAUGAUGAAAUUGUAGUAGUUGUUUAGGGGAGGGCCAUGAAUGCAGUCUGUUCGCCUUCUUUUUGGACUGCAAAUGUAUGUUGGGAAAAUGUAGUUUUUUCUGUCAAAUGAAAGUGAAGUACAAUGUAGUAUUGAUUCUGUAUUCAUAACACCCACACUGUUUUGUGGGACGAUCUUUAUCCAUGUUCGUUUGGUUUGCA